AUGCGCGGCCUAGACGAAAGCACCGAGAUGCUGCUCCGCACCGGCCAAAAAGCCCAGGAACAAGUGCGCCAUGCAUGGGACGGGUUCAUCAACUUCGCAGCGCGAGACAACGUCCUCGAAGUUGCUUUGGGUUUGAUCAUAGCCAAUGCAUUCACGAAGGUCGUGACAUCUUUCGUCACUGACCUGGUUCUACCCAUCGUCUCUCUUCUGCCGUUUUUGAACAGAAACAUGGAUCAGAAAUUCGCUGUUCUGUCCAGGGGACCGAAUUAUGCCCGGGAGAAUGGGUAUAACACGCUCUUCCAGGCGAGAGAGGAUGGGGCGUUGGUCUUGGCUUAUGGAGUGUUCAUCGAGACCGUGCUCAAUUUCCUGGGUGUUAGUCUUACGCUGUACGCGGUUGGACAUUUGUAUAUGGUUCUUUUUCAUCAGAAGGUUAUCAAGCCGACCGUUCGGUGUCCAUAUUGCAUGCAGUACAUCGGCGAAGCGGUGCUUCGGUGUCGGCAUUGUUCGUCUUGGCAAGAUGGGAGGGAAGAUGGGCUGGAGAGUGAUAAAAGACGUGAGGAUGUGGGUGAUGGAGAGCCGAGUUUUGUUGGGGAGAACCCCUAG
This is a messenger RNA of Penicillium bovifimosum, 603 nucleotides long. Its product is annotated as Large-conductance mechanosensitive channel. The transcript has 4 exons. Gene Ontology annotation, biological process: monoatomic ion transport; intracellular water homeostasis. NCBI's taxonomy places the organism in Eukaryota, Fungi, Ascomycota, Eurotiomycetes, Eurotiales, Aspergillaceae. The record is from RefSeq and is a predicted model, not a curated record. The coding region runs from base 1 to 603 and encodes 200 amino acids. Gene Ontology annotation, molecular function: mechanosensitive monoatomic ion channel activity.